Scleropages formosus (Asian bonytongue) is the source of this 4592-nucleotide messenger RNA. RefSeq names its product cullin-5-like. The transcript is spliced from 20 exons. The record is from RefSeq and is a predicted model, not a curated record. Gene Ontology annotation, cellular component: cullin-RING ubiquitin ligase complex. Gene Ontology annotation, biological process: ubiquitin-dependent protein catabolic process. Gene Ontology annotation, molecular function: ubiquitin protein ligase binding. Bases 236 to 2515 code for a protein of 759 amino acids. NCBI's taxonomy places the organism in Eukaryota, Metazoa, Chordata, Actinopteri, Osteoglossiformes, Osteoglossidae.
CGCGAGGGAAUAAGUUGAAGGAUCAUGGCGACGUGUAAUUUGUUAAAGUAAAGGAGGGUACAGAAGUGGGUCACUUGCUUUCUUCUGUGCAUAUCUUUGGACUGUGGGAGGAAACCCAAUGCCAACACGGGGACAACGAGCAACAUCCCCAGAGAAUGAGCAGGGAUUGAAUCCCAGAGCUUAAACCACAGUCCAGAACAAGGGUUCCCUCCAAUUUGAAGACAAGUGGGAUUUGAUGCGGCCCAUCGUCUUGAAGCUGCUUCGUCAAGAGUCUGUCACCAAACAGCAGUGGUUUGAUUUGUUUUCAGACGUUCAUGCUGUUUGUCUGUGGGAUGACAAAGGCCCAGCAAAGAUCCAUCAAGCCCUAAAAGAAGAUAUCUUAGAUUUUAUCAAACAGGCCCAGGUGCGAGUGUUGAGCCAGCAGGAUGACCCAGCCUUGCUGAAGGCCUACAUUGUGGAAUGGCGAAAGUUUUUCAUCCAGUGUGACAUCCUGCCUAAGCCCUUCUGUCAGCUGGAGAUCACCCUAAUGGGCAAGCAAGGUAGCAAUAAAAAGUCCAAUGUGGAGGACAGCAUUGUAAGAAAGCUCAUGCUGGACACGUGGAAUGAGUCCAUCUUCUCCAAUAUCAAGAACCGGCUGCAAGACAGCGCAAUGAAACUGGUUCAUGCUGAACGAUUAGGGGAGGCCUUUGACUCACAGCUGGUCAUCGGGGUUCGUGAGUCCUAUGUGAACCUGUGCUCUAAUUCUGAAGACAAACUACAGAUUUACAGGGACAACUUUGAGAAAGCAUACCUGGAUUCUACUGAGAGGUUCUACAAGACCCAGGCUCCCUCCUACCUACAACAGAAUGGGGUGCAGAACUACAUGAAAUAUGCAGAUAUUAAGCUAAGGGAGGAGGAGAAGCGUGCUCGGCGCUACCUUGAGACAAGACGUGAGUGUAACUCCGUACAAGCGCUGAUGGAAUGUUGCGUGAAUGCACUGGUAACAUUGUUCAAAGAGACGAUCCUGGCGGAGUGCCCUGGCAUGAUCCGUCGAAACGAGACUGACAAACUACACCUCAUGUUCUCACUCAUGGACAAGGUGCCCAGCGGCAUCGAGCCCAUGCUGAAGGACCUGGAGGACCACAUUGUGAGUGCUGGACUGGCAGAUAUGGUGGCGACUGCAGAGACUAUUACCUCUGACUCAGAGAAAUAUGUGGACCAACUUCUCACACUAUUCAGAUGCUUCAGCAAGCUAGUAAAGGAGGCAUUCCAGGAUGACCCACGCUUCCUAACAGCUAGGGACAAAGCAUAUAAAACAGUGGUGAAUGAUGCUACCAUAUUUAAGCUUGAGUUGCCCGUAAAGCAGAAAGGGGGUGGACUGAAGACGCAACCAGAGUCCAAGUGUCCAGAGCUGCUGGCUAACUACUGUGACAUGUUGCUGAGGAAGACACCACUGAGCAAGAAGCUGGCAUCUGAGGAGAUUGAAGCCAAGCUAAAGGAAGUGCUACUGGUGCUCAAAUAUGUUCAGAAUAAAGACGUGUUUAUGCGUUACCACAAAGCCCAUUUGACACGACGACUGAUUCUGGACAUUUCUGCUGACAGCGAGAUUGAAGAGAACAUGGUGGAAUGGCUCAGGGAAGUGGGUAUGCCAGCUGACUAUGUAAACAAGCUGGCCAGGAUGUUCCAGGACAUCAAAGUGUCUGAGGACCUGAACCAGUCCUUUAAAGAAAUGCAUAAACACAACAAGCUGGCUCUACCAGCCGACUCAGUGAAUAUCAAGAUUCUGAAUGCAGGUGCCUGGUCACGUAGCUCAGAGAAGGUAUUUGUGUCAUUGCCCAUGGAGCUGGAAGACCUUAUUCCUGAGGUUGAGGAGUUCUACAAGAAAAACCACAGUGGCAGGAAGCUGCACUGGCACCACCUUAUGUCCAAUGGCAUUAUCACAUUCAAAAAUGAAGUGGGACAGUUUGACCUAGAGGUUACAACCUUCCAGCUUGCCGUGCUGUUUGCCUGGAACCAAAGACCCAGAGAAAAAAUCAGCUUUGAAAACUUGAAGCUAGCUGCAGAGUUGCCUGAUGCAGAGUUGCGCAGGACACUCUGGUCUCUUGUAGCCUUCCCUAAACUCAAACGUCAGGUGUUAUGCUAUGAGCCACAAGUCACCUCUCCCAAAGAUUUUUCAGAAGGCACCCUCUUCUAUGUAAACCAGGAGUUUUCAUUAAUUAAAAACGGCAAGGUUCAGAAGAGGGGGAAGAUCAACUUAAUUGGUCGCUUGCAGCUCACCACUGAGCGAAUGCGAGAGGAGGAGAAUGAGGGCAUCGUCCAGCUGAGAAUACUGAGGACACAGGAGGCCAUCAUUCAGAUCAUGAAGAUGCGGAAGAAAAUAACCAACGCCCAGCUCCAGACUGAACUCGUGGAAAUUCUGAAGAACAUGUUCCUACCCCAGAAGAAAAUGAUCAAGGAACAGAUUGAAUGGCUGAUUGAGCACAAAUACAUACAGCGGGAUGAAACUGAUAUUAACACUUUCAUCUACGUGGCUUAGUGGACAACCUGGCAACUAGUAACAGUGGCGACAACAAUGAAGAUGAUCAUAGUGAAGUCUAAUUACUGUUUUGGUUGGAGGCUUCUUGACCAUAAAGUGGGAUUGUGCAACAGACUUUGGACUACAGAAAUAUUGAAGUUCAAGCCUUACCUGAAAAACGGAAAUGCAUUAGGGACUGGAUUGUUAAAAAAAAAAAAAAAAAAAAUGCAUAACCCCAUGCUGUUCAUUUCUGGCUGCAUACCUGGGUUGAAAUCUUCAAGCCUCAGGACCAGGAUCCAUGAGGUCUGUUAAGAUGUCAUGUUAAGUACAUGGUUCCCAUCACUGGCCUACUGGACUGCUACAGACCUGUCUGGAAUGAAGUCUGAUGGUCAAGAUGUACCUUGACAGUGCUGCCUGUGUAGCCUCACCAUUGACGCUUUCAUUUUAGGUCUGAAUCCAGGUCUACAAGCAUUGCCACAGAUCACACACUGGAUUUACAGGCACUAAACCCAGUUCUUUUGAUUUCCCUUGUAAACCUGCAGCACUACUGACCACUUUGACAGUUUAAUAGUUAUUGACUCUGACUCUGCUCCUAUCCUUUGAGUCACUGCUUUGGUGGAGGCUCUUUUUCGGCAGUGAUGUUACUUUCAUGCUUGCAUGAUGUCAAAUCAUCAUCUGUUGUAAAAGAUCAAGACAGUAAUAGCAAAUGUUUUUUUAAGGCAGGAAGUGAAUGUGUAAUGAAUCCCAUAAGCCUUGGGUUCAGCUUUUGUGAAAGAUAGUGUUCCAGAAGAGUAUUUUUCUUUAUUUCAGAAUGGAAUGUUUAUAAUAUUAUAUAUAAUAUAAUUAUUCAUGGAAAUUGUUUGCUAGCAGAGAGGUGGGUCAUACAAGAAAGAACUUGCUGCAAACCAUAAUAUUUGAGACCUCUUUGGCCUUAUUGAGUUGAGUCAGGUCACUAAUUGGCUGACACACCACUCCAUUGAUGGUUUCAUUUUUUUUUUUUUUAAGGUGUCAUCUGAAUGUUUUCCUCUCACGUUCUUCUACUGAAGCAUCUUGAGACGCACAGGACCCACACUGGAGCAAGGUAGACCUACAGGUGUUGGACUUUUAGUUUGAAAUAAAGCUCUGAGGUGAAGAAAACAUCAGGUUUCACACUGUACCUUUUACUUUUCAGUUUUCACUAAUUAGCUCAUUACAGAAAUGAAAAAUGUUUAGAACUUUCUAAUGGUGUACCAAGAGUUAUUUUUGGGAGAAUAAUGUACAUUUGGUUCCAAGUCUAAAUUUUUCGUGAGAAUACAAUGAUUUUAUGUCCAUGUUUUUGCAUGUGCUGUAUAUAUUUUUGUGUGUACUUGUGGCUACAGAUUCAUCCAAAACUAUUUCACUAACUUUGGUUUCUAAAUUAUGCUGUAUUUUUCUUCUCUGAGACACUUUUAAAAGACUAAUUCUCAUAUCUGGUAUGCUGCUUGUCAUCACACUGAUACCCCUAAUAAGUUAGAAACUAACAUAUAGUUACUAUUUUAAGACAAACUUCCCAACAAACUUGUCUCUUGAAAAAGAGCUCCUGUGUCACAUUUCAAAACUGAUGUAGGUCUCCUUGUUUCAGUUCAAAAUACAGAAAUGUGUGUUUAGCACCUCAAAUUAAAAUCUCAAAUUUUGUAAUUUUCAAUCAGGUAAAAUAUUAAUACCAAAUUAUAGGGCUGUUUGAAUAGGAUGAAUGUGUGUAACAUUUUUAUUGCAACUGCACAGAACUGGGCCAACAGCUCUCCUGAUAGCUGUGUGGUCUAAAGUAAAGUUCAUCCAUGGUUGUCUUUUUUGAGAAUGUAAUGAUCAUGGAUAUAUUGAUUGAGUCUACUGGUUGCAUUCCAAAUAAUCCCAAUAUUUGGAAGACUCAAAAUACAACUUUUUUUAUAUAGAUCAGAGCACUGUUUGUUACACAAUGUCCUUUUCAUUAAUUACUGGCCUGAACCACUUUGGGCAAGUUUGCAUCUGUUUUCAUGCAAUUUUCUGAAAAACAGUUCACUUUGUGCAGAUGUGGCCCAUAAAUUGUGCACAGGUGUAAAUGACACCUACUUGAUUAAAGGCUGGUACCAAAAAAAAAAAA